Aegilops tauschii subsp. strangulata is the source of this 807-nucleotide messenger RNA. RefSeq names its product tryptamine benzoyltransferase 1-like. The record is from RefSeq and is a predicted model, not a curated record. Gene Ontology annotation, molecular function: acyltransferase activity, transferring groups other than amino-acyl groups. NCBI's taxonomy places the organism in Eukaryota, Viridiplantae, Streptophyta, Magnoliopsida, Poales, Poaceae.
AUGUCCUCGCAGUACGGCAAGGCCCCUUUCCUCGACCGCGCCGCGACCGCCGUGCCUCGUACUGUGCCGACACCGGUGUUCGACCACAGGUCCACCGAGUUCAAGGGAGAAGACGGCAGGUCGUACCCCGUUGUCCCGGAUUCCAUGACCAAGAUCAAGAACGUCACCGUGCGCUUUACGGCCGAGUUCAUUGCCGAGCUCAAGGCCCGCGUGGGAAUCCGCUCUAGCACGUUCCAGUGCCUGCUCGCGCAUGCGUGGAAUAAGAUCACGGGGGCACGCGGCCUGAAGCCCGAGCAGUUCACGCAGGUGAGGGUGGCCGUGAACUGCCGGGCCAGGGCCAGCCCUCCCGUGCCGCCGGACUUCUUUGGGAACAUGGUGCUCUGGGCGUUCCCGAGGCUUCGGGCCCGGGACGUCCUGGGCUGGAGCUAUCGCGGCGUGGUGGAGGCCAUCCGCGACGCCGUCGCCCGCGUGGACGCCGAGUACAUCCAGUCGUUCGUGGACUUCGGCAGCGUAGCGGACGCUACCGGGGAGGGGCUCGUGGCGACGGCGGCGGCCAAUGGCACAAUGUUCUGUCCAGACCUGGAGGUGGAUAGCAGCCUGGGUUUCAGGUUCAACCAGAUUGACCUCGGCACUGGGCCGCCCUCCGCGUUCAUCACGCCGGACCUGCCCAACGAGGGCCUCAUGAUCUUCUUGCCGUCGUGCGCGGCCAGUGGUGGCGUCGACCUCAUCAUGGCCAUCCCGGAGGAUCAUGAUCAUGAUACGGCGACCUUCUACUCCUUGGAUGAAAGAGCUAAACCAAAGAUGUAA